GUAGAGUUGUGAUGUGGUAUAAGUUGUGCUAUUCAAAUUAAAUUUAUUUUUCAAAACGAGUUUUUACAUUUGACGGCGUUGUUAUGGGGUAGUUUUUGAUCACGGUAGAAAUGUUACGGGACUUGAUUUUGUCGGUAUAAUUGAUCAGUAUACUUUUUUAUUACCCUUGGAAAGCUAGAAAUCUGUUUCUCGCAAAAACGCUGAUGUCACAAUAAAAUCGAUGUUUCUCGUGAGUUACACAUACGAAUAUACCGUUAAAUAUGACAUCGUAAUCCGUAAUAACGCUUUUAUAUUUUAAAAGGUCUUCGAAUAAUUGAAUUCAGUCUUUAUGUAAUCAGGUUUUAUCUUCCCUAACAUAUACAGUUCGUAAUUGUUUCAACCAACUGGUUACGUUAUUUCACUAGUAAAGAUGCAGCAAGCGAUGAUACGUUGCAAUGGAGUCCAGACUCACGUUUUGACAGAAGGACGCUGGGUUGAGGAAGGACUUGAUCCUAAUGGGAAAAAAGAUCUUGUAUUAGUUAUACCUGGUAAUCCUGGAAUACCAAGUUUUUACGAGGACUUUGCAAAAGCUCUGAAAUCUAAAUUACCAAGCGAAACACCUGUGUGGGUUGUGGGCCAUGCCGGACAUGUUCAACCACCCAGUAAUUUAUGGUAUUCACCGGAUGACAGGGUAGAGAGGAACAAAUAUAAUUUGGAUGGACAACGAAAGCACAAGACGGAGUUUUUGAAGCAGUACGUUCCCAAAGAUGCCAGAAUUCAUUUAGUUGGACAUUCCAUUGGAUCUUGGUUUACACUUAAACUUCUUGACGAUCCAAACUACACGGACCAGAUUGUAAAGAGUUACAUGCUUUUCCCAACCAUAGAACGCAUGGCAGAGAGUCCAAGUGGAAAGUUUUUGACUGGAAAAGUCUUGCCAAUAUCAUCCUUCAUCGUUUUUCUCUCUUGGUUGUUGUCAUUCGUUCCGAAUAUACUGACGGCUCUUCUUGUUCGUGUAUUCGGAGGUUUGUUUGCAGGUGUUACAAACAAAAGUGUAAAGCCUGUCAUGCAGCUUUUGGAUCCUUCGGUACUACGACGAGUGUUUAGAAUGGCAAAAGACGAGAUGGGUCAAGUGAGAGAACGAGAUGACGAAGCCAUUGAGAAACAUGAGAAGAAGCUCUGGUUGUAUUACGGAGCAACCGAUAGUUGGACACCAAAGAAAUACUACGAAGAACUUAAAUCUCGACACCCCAACGUCGAUGCUCAAAUUUGCAAGCGAGGAUUCAGACAUGCUUUUGUUUUACAAAAAGAUGAUAUAGAACUUGGUCACAUGGUCGGUGAAAUGAUCAAUGCUACGAUUAAAUAAUGAAUUAGAAAUUAAAAGACUUAA
Venturia canescens is the source of this 1366-nucleotide messenger RNA. RefSeq names its product lipid droplet associated hydrolase sturkopf (gene sturkopf). Lineage: Eukaryota; Metazoa; Arthropoda; Insecta; Hymenoptera; Ichneumonidae. Bases 410 to 1342 code for a protein of 310 amino acids. The transcript is spliced from 4 exons. Gene Ontology annotation, cellular component: lipid droplet. Gene Ontology annotation, molecular function: lipase activity. The record is from RefSeq and is a predicted model, not a curated record. Gene Ontology annotation, biological process: lipid storage.